CCUCCUCUUACUCACCCCUCCUCACCUCUUCCUCACCUCUCCUUCUCUCUCUCCUCUCUCAACAAUGUCCAGCAUCACUCCUAACGUUCCCUCCGCCGCGGAUCUUCCCCGUCCCAAGCACCGACGCACCCCCACCGGCUUCUCUCCGAAAGAGAUCAAGAGCUUUGAGGCUUCCAUCCCCGCCGCUUCGCGCGAUCUCUGGCAGCAGUUCGGCGUCACCGAGUUCCAGGACAAGGAGGCUUUCCAGAAAGAAUUCAUUCGCCAUGUCGAGACUACUCUUGCUAGAUCAAUGUACAACUGCGAUGACCUCGCGGCCUACCUUGCCGCGUCGCAGGCCAUCCGCGAUCGUCUGAUCGUCGCCUGGAACAAGACCCAGCAGAAGCACACCACCAAGGACCAGAAGCGUGUCUACUACCUCUCCCUUGAGUUCCUCAUGGGUCGCGCCAUGGACAAUGCCAUGCUCAACGCUGGUGUCAAGGACAUUACCAAGACUGGUGUCGAUGAUCUUGGAUUCAAGAUCGAGGACCUUCUCGAGCAGGAGCCCGAUGCCGCCCUUGGAAACGGUGGUCUUGGACGUCUUGCUGCCUGCUUCGUUGACUCAAUUGCGUCAACCAACUAUCCUGGAUGGGGUUAUGGCCUGCGUUACCAGUACGGUAUCUUCAAGCAGCGCAUUGUUGACGGAUACCAGGUUGAGUCUCCCGACUACUGGCUUGCGUUCUCCAACCCUUGGGAAAUCCCUCGCUACGAAAUUGCGAUCGACGUCAUGUUCUACGGUUACACCCGCAAGUACACCAACGACCAGGGCAAGACCGUGAGCAUCUGGGAGGGUGGUGAGCAGGUGCAGGCUAUUGCCUACGAUGUCCCUGUUCCAGGAUACGAUACCGAGACCACCAACAACCUGCGUCUUUGGGCCAGUAAGCCUACCCGUGAGUUUGACUUUGAGAAGUUCAACUCUGGUGACUACGAGAGCUCCGUGCGCGAGUCGCAGAAGGCCGAGACCAUUUCUGCCGUUUUAUAUCCCAACGACAACUUCUACAGCGGAAAGGAGCUUCGAUUGAAGCAGCAGUACUUCUGGGUUGCUGCCUCGCUCAAUGACAUCGUCCGCCGAUUCAAGAAGACUCACCGUCCUUGGUCUGACUUCUCUGACCAGAUUGCCAUCCAGCUUAACGAUACGCACCCUACCAUCGCUAUUGUCGAGCUUCAGCGCAUCUUGGUUGAUAUGGAGGGUCUUGAGUGGGAUGCUGCUUGGGAGAUUGUGACCAGCACUUUUGGAUACACCAACCAUACCGUCCUCCCCGAGGCGUUGGAGAAGUGGCCCGUUCCUUUGUUUGGAAACCUCCUCCCUCGUCAUCUUGAGAUCAUUUACAACAUCAACCUCUUCUUCUUGCAGAAGGUUGAGAAGAUGUUCCCUAAGGACCGCGACAUGCUUGCUCGUGUUUCGAUCAUCGAGGAGUCUUCGCCUCAACAGGUUCGCAUGGCGUACCUCGCCAUCAUCGGCUCCCACAAGGUCAACGGUGUUGCCGAGCUCCAUUCUGAUCUUAUCAAGACCACCAUCUUUAAGGACUUUGUUGCUAUCUAUGGCACUGACAAGUUCAUGAAUGUCACCAACGGUAUCACUCCCCGUCGCUGGUUGCACCAGGCGAACCCCAAGCUUUCGGAGCUCAUUGCUUCCAAGGUUGGCAGCUACUCUUUCCUCAAGGAUCUUACGUUGCUCAAGAAGGUCGAGCCUUUUGCCAAGGAUCCUGAGUUUAUUGAAAAGUGGGCUGAUAUCAAGAAGUUCAACAAGGCUCGUCUUGCUGCUUUGAUCAAGAAGAACAAUGGUAUUGAUGUCUCAGUCGAUGCACUCUUUGAUGUUCAGGUCAAGCGUAUCCACGAGUACAAGCGACAGCAGAUGAACAUCUUCAGCGUGAUUCACAGAUACUUGACCAUCAAGGCUAUGUCUGCCGAGGAGAAGAAGGAUGUUACUCCCCGUGUCUGCAUCUUUGGAGGAAAGAGUGCUCCCGGUUACUACAUGGCCAAGACCAUCAUCAAGCUCAUCAACUCUGUUAGUGAGGUCGUCAACAAAGAUGCUGAUAUCGGAGAUCUUCUUAAGGUUGUUUUCAUUGCAGACUACAACGUGUCAAAGGCCGAGAUCAUCUGCCCUGCUUCCGAUAUCUCGCAGCAUAUCUCAACUGCUGGUACUGAGGCGUCUGGAACCUCAAACAUGAAGUUUGUCCUCAACGGUGGUCUUAUUCUCGGAACUGUUGACGGUGCCAACAUCGAGAUCACUCGUGAGAUUGGUGAGGAGAACAUCUUCCUGUUUGGUCACCUUGCCGAGUCUGUUGAUGACUUGCGUCACCAGCGCAGAUUCAAUGACGUGCCCAUCAACCCUGACCUCCAGAAGGUCAUCGAUGCUAUCGAGGGCGGCAUGUUUGGCGACAAGGAUAUCUACGGUAGUCUGAUCUACUCUGUGACUGGUAACAGAGAUUACUACCUCGUCAGCGACGACUUCCAGUCCUACCUUGACGCCCAGAAGCUCGUCGACAAGGACUUCAAGGACAAGACUACCUGGGUCAGCAGAUGUAUCACCGCCGUCGCCAACAUGGGCUUCUUCUCGUCCGACCGAGCGAUCAACGAGUACGCAGAGUCGAUCUGGAACAUUGAGCCUGUUGCCAAGUAAAGCGCUUGAUGUGAUUUAUAUUUAUACGUCUGUGCCUGUGAAGAUUAGUUUUUGUUUUUGUUUUCGUUUCUGGAUUGGUUAGUUAGAUCUGUUUUGACGAAGCUGUAUUGAUUAUAGCUAAGAUUGUUGAACGUGAAAAUACAUUGUAAGAGAUAUACUGUAA
Molecule: messenger RNA, 2822 nt
Organism: Myxozyma melibiosi
Lineage: Eukaryota; Fungi; Ascomycota; Lipomycetes; Lipomycetales; Lipomycetaceae
Product: glycosyl transferase
Exons: 4
Coding region: 65-2659 (864 amino acids)
Biological process (GO): glycogen catabolic process
Cellular component (GO): cytoplasm
Molecular function (GO): glycogen phosphorylase activity; pyridoxal phosphate binding
Source: RefSeq, a predicted model, not a curated record